Tauraco erythrolophus (red-crested turaco) is the source of this 2907-nucleotide messenger RNA. Lineage: Eukaryota; Metazoa; Chordata; Aves; Musophagiformes; Musophagidae. The record is from RefSeq and is a predicted model, not a curated record.
AUGGGUCUUGCCCAGCUAUACAAGAAAUACUGUCUUCAUGCCGAGGCUGGAAAAGAUGCUGCAGAGAAAGUGAGCUGGAUAAAGGAUAAACUUUUGCACAUAUAUUAUCAAAAUAGCAUUGAUGACAAAUUACUGGUAGAGAAAAUCUUUGCUCAGUAUCUUGUUCCACACAAUUUGGAAACAGAAGAGCGAAUGAAGUGCUUGUACUAUUUGUAUGCUAGCUUGGAUCCAAAUGCUGUGAAAGCACUGAAUGAGAUGUGGAAGUGCCAGAACAUGCUAAGAAGUCACGUACGAGAAUUACUAGACUUGCAUAAGCAGCCCACUUCAGAAGCAAACAGUGCUGCCAUGUUUGGAAAGCUGAUGACCAUAGCAAAAAACCUUCCAGAUCCUGGAAAAGCACAAGAUUUUGUGAAGAAAUUCAAUCAGGUUCUGGGUGAUGAUGAAAAACUUCGGUCCCAGCUUGAACUGUUAAUUAGCCCUACGUGUUCUUGUAAACAGGCAGAUGUCUGUGUGAGAGAGAUAGCCCGGAAACUUGCAAAUCCUAAGCAGCCAACAAAUCCUUUUCUGGAAAUGGUCAAAUUUCUUUUGGAAAGAAUUGCCCCUGUACAUAUUGACUCAGAAGCCAUUAGUGCACUAGUAAAACUAAUGAAUAAAUCCAUAGAGGGGACAGCUGAUGAUGAAGAGGAGGGUGUAAGUCCUGAUACUGCUAUUCGUGCAGGACUUGAACUUCUCAAGGUUCUGUCCUUUACACAUCCUACCUCGUUCCACUCUGCAGAGACCUAUGAGUCUCUGCUGCAGUGCCUCAGGAUGGAAGAUGAUAAGGUAGCUGAGGCAGCCAUACAGAUUUUCAGAAACACGGGUCACAAAAUAGAAACAGACCUGCCACAGAUAAGAUCAACACUAAUUCCGAUUUUGCAUCAGAAAGCAAAAAGAGGCACUCCUCAUCAGGCAAAACAAGCUGUUCACUGUAUACAUGCCAUAUUUUCAAAUAAAGAAGUGCAGCUUGCACAGAUCUUUGAGCCUCUUAGUAGAAGUUUGAAUGCUGAUGUACCAGAACAACUUAUAACUCCCUUAGUUUCAUUGGGUCAUAUUUCUAUGUUGGCUCCAGACCAGUUCGCUUCUCCAAUGAAAUCUGUUGUCGCAAAUUUUAUUGUGAAAGAUCUCUUAAUGAAUGACAGGUCAACAGGUGAGAAAAAUGGAAAAUUGUGGUCUCCGGAUGAAGAAGUUUCUCCAGAAGUACUAGCAAAGGUGCAAGCAAUUAAACUUUUGGUACGCUGGCUGUUGGGUAUGAAAAACAACCAGUCGAAAUCCGCGAAUUCCACACUACGGUUAUUAUCAGCUAUGCUCGUCAGUGAAGGAGACUUGACAGAACAGAAGCGAAUCAGUAAAUCGGAUAUGUCUCGACUGCGAUUAGCUGCUGGUAGUGCAAUAAUGAAGCUUGCACAGGAACCCUGUUACCACGAAAUAAUUACCCCAGAACAGUUCCAGCUCUGUGCACUUGUCAUUAAUGAUGAGUGCUACCAAGUGAGGCAGAUAUUUGCCCAGAAACUGCAUAAGGCACUUGUGAAAUUACUGCUCCCUUUGGAAUAUAUGGCAAUCUUUGCUUUGUGUGCCAAAGAUCCUGUGAAAGAGAGAAGAGCACAUGCCAGACAGUGCUUGCUCAAAAACAUCAGUAUACGAAGAGAAUACAUUAAGCAGAAUCCCAUGGCUAAUGAAAAAUUGCUGUCCUUGCUGCCUGAAUAUGUGGUACCAUAUAUGAUUCACUUACUGGCACAUGAUCCAGAUUUCACAAAACCUCAGGAUGUUGAUCAGCUUCGUGAUGUCAAAGAGUGCCUGUGGUUCAUGCUUGAAGUUUUAAUGACAAAGAAUGAGAACAAUAGCCAUGCCUUCAUGAAAAAGAUGGCAGAAAACAUCAAGCUUACUCGAGAUGCUCAGUCUCCUGAUGAGCCAAAGGCCAAUGAAAAACUUUAUACAGUAUGUGACAUAGCACUAUGUGUGAUCAACAGCAAAAGUGCUAUGUGCAAUGCAGAUUCACCGAAGGACCCUGUAUUGCCAACCAAAUUUUUUACGCAACCUGAAAAGGAUUUCUGCAAUGACAGGAAUUACAUUUCAGAAGAGACAAGGGUUCUUCUUUUGACAGGAAAGCCAAAACCAACUGCUGUAUUAGGUACAGUAAACAAACCAUUAUCUGCAACUGGAAGGAGACCGUAUAUUAGAACUACAGGAUCAGAGACUGGAAGCAAUAUCAGUGUAAACUCUGAGCUGAGCUCUUCUACAGGAAACAGAUCAAGGGAACAAAGUUCAGAUAUAUCAGAAACUGGGGUCAGUGAAAAUGAUGAAAAUCCUGUGAGGAUUAUUUCAGUCACACCAGCAAAGACAGAACCUGUGAAAAACAAGGAGAUUAAUUCUGAUCAGGCUACACAAGGAAACAGCACUGAACGUGGGAAAAAAAGAACAGCAACAGCAUCUGGAACUGAGAAUAUUCAUCAAAAACCUGAAGAAAAAAGCGUAGAUGAAACAGGACCAUCACUCGCAGCAAAAACCAGGAGAGGGCGUCCAACCAAACCUGAACCUCAGGGCACCACUGCAAAAAAUGAGGAAACAAAUAAACCACCUGUCAGGGGAAGGAAAAGGGCAGCAGUCAGUCAAGAAAGUCCAGGGAGUUUAGAGGCAGGUAAUGCCAAAGCACCAAAACAGCAAGACACAGCAAAAAAGCCAGCAGCAGCACAGAGACAAAUUGAUCUACAAAGAAGCCAGGUGCUUGGAAGUGAUGGAGAUUCAGUGUUGGAGAUAGACUCAAGUUCAGAAUACUCCCAAAAUGCAGUGGAUCUUUUUAAGGCCUGUGGGAGCAGCCAGGAAGAUACUGAGGAUACAGAGAUAGCAGAGGGAGGCUUCCUGAAGGUGUAG